Messenger RNA from Otolemur garnettii (small-eared galago), 2119 nucleotides. It is a transcript of the gene ANGEL2, whose product is annotated as angel homolog 2. Gene Ontology annotation, biological process: 3'-UTR-mediated mRNA stabilization. Gene Ontology annotation, molecular function: 3'-5'-RNA exonuclease activity; mRNA 3'-UTR binding. Bases 205 to 1839 code for a protein of 544 amino acids. NCBI's taxonomy places the organism in Eukaryota, Metazoa, Chordata, Mammalia, Primates, Galagidae. The record is from RefSeq and is a predicted model, not a curated record. The transcript has 9 exons.
GUUAAGGCAAUUCAGGAACUUCAGUUGGGCAAGAUGGAGACUCAGCCAGCGGCGAGACUGCACCUCCCAGCAUGCACUGCAGCCGGACCCGGAGUGGAGACGUCGAGUGAUGGGGGGUCCCCUCGGUGUUUUAGGCCGCCGCGUCAGUUAUAAAGAUUGAGGCGGAAUCCGGGCCAGAGAACCCGACCUCUGCGGACUGGGAAGAUGGAAGCGUGGCGCUGUGUGAGGAGAGGCUACGGCCGCUGUGUGGUGGGAAGAGGCCGAUACCCCACGUUUCCCCAUCACCUGAAGAGUCUGGGCAGAGACUGGACUACACCGUGGGAGAAUCUACAGAGAUGUUGCUGGAACAGACAUAUUUCUAGUUGUAUGAGGUGGCCUGGACAUUAUUCUCGUGCUCCUUACCCAUACUUCAGUAGUAGGCAUUUUUCACUAAAUUGGCGACCACCUUGUUUGUUUGAAUCUAGAACUCAGUUUCAGUACUAUAACUGGAGAUCUGACAACCUAAGCCAGACAUCUUUGAUUCAUCUCUCUAGUUACGUCAUGAGCUCUGAGGGAGAUGAACCUUCAUCAAAACGAAGAAAACACCAAGGAAUGAUAAAACGGAAUUGGGAAUAUAUAUGUAGCCAUAAUAAAGAAAAAACGAAGAUCCUAGGAGAGAAAAAUGUUGAUCCCAAAUGUGAAGACAGUGAGGACAAGUUUGACUUUUCAGUGAUGUCCUAUAAUAUACUUUCACAAGAUUUACUGGAAGAUAACUCACACCUUUAUAGACAUUGCCGGCGGCCAGUAUUACACUGGAGUUUUAGGUUUCCCAAUAUUCUGAAAGAAAUUAAACAUUUUGAUGCAGAUGUCCUUUGUUUGCAAGAAGUUCAAGAAGAUCAUUAUGGAACAGAGAUCAGGCCAAGUUUGGAAUCACUGGGUUAUCACUGUGAAUAUAAGAUGCGGACAGGAAAGAAACCUGAUGGCUGUGCUAUUUGCUUCAAACAUUCCAAAUUUUCCCUCUUAUCAGUGAACCCAGUGGAAUUCUACCGCCCUGAUAUUCCUCUAUUGGACAGAGACAAUGUUGGAUUAGUUUUACUCUUACAGCCCAAAAUCCCGUGUGCUGCCUCUCCAGCGAUCUGUGUAGCUAAUACACAUUUGUUGUACAAUCCAAGGCGAGGUGAUAUUAAGUUAACCCAAUUGGCAAUGCUACUGGCAGAGAUUUCUAGUGUUGCCCAUCAGAAAGAUGGCAGCUUCUGUCCAAUAGUUAUGUGUGGUGACUUUAAUUCUGUUCCUGGUUCUCCACUCUAUAGUUUCAUAAAGGAAGGAAAAUUGAAUUAUGAAGGACUUGCCAUAGGAAAGGUAUCUGGCCAGGAACAGUCUUCACGGGGACAAAGAAUUUUAUCUAUUCCAAUUUGGCCCCCAAACCUAGGUAUCUCACAGAACUGUGUGUAUGAGGUACAGCAGGUACCAAAAGUAGAAAAGACAGACAAUAAUCUGGCACAAACAGAGCUGAAGAAAACAGAGGUCCUAGUGACAGCUGAAAAAUUAUCUUCAAAUUUACAGCACCAUUUCAGCUUGUCAUCUGUUUAUUCACAUUAUUUUCCUGACACUGGAAUUCCAGAAGUGACCACCUGUCAUUCCCGAAGUGCUAUAACUGUGGAUUAUAUUUUCUACUCUGCAGAAAAGGAGGAUAUCACGGGGCUCCCAGGAGCUGAAGUUGCUUUGGUUGGUGGCUUGAAACUUCUAGCUAGACUGUCACUUCUUACAGAACAAGACUUAUGGACUGUUAAUGGACUUCCAAAUGAAAAUAACUCUUCAGAUCAUCUGCCUUUAUUGGCUAAGUUCAGACUUGAGCUUUAACUUGGCUUGCAUACAAAAUUCUUUCCAAUUUGUAUUGUUUUUUGAAGAAUGUAAAGUUCUUAAGUGUUUGCAUGUUAUUUUUGUGCUGUAGAGUUUCUGAAGAGGUUAUGUUAGAUGCUUUGAAACAUAUCAAAAGAAACAAGUUUAUAACAAUUUUCUUUUUUAAUAAUGAAAAAUAUUUUCUUGACAAGUGAGAUCUAAAUACUCUUUAUUAUAAAAGAGGUGUAAAAAGUUUUGUAUUCUAAAUCUAAGUAGAAUUGACAGUGAUUUUUAAAUAUAA